Molecule: messenger RNA, 1197 nt
Organism: Hippocampus zosterae (dwarf seahorse)
Lineage: Eukaryota; Metazoa; Chordata; Actinopteri; Syngnathiformes; Syngnathidae
Gene: timm23a
Product: translocase of inner mitochondrial membrane 23 homolog a (yeast)
Exons: 7
Coding region: 269-904 (211 amino acids)
Biological process (GO): protein import into mitochondrial matrix
Cellular component (GO): TIM23 mitochondrial import inner membrane translocase complex; mitochondrial inner membrane
Molecular function (GO): transmembrane protein transporter activity
Source: RefSeq, a predicted model, not a curated record
CUGCUGUUGCUGUGUGUGUGUGGAGGUCAGGGGCAUGACAGAACAGCGAGUUCCCGAUACAGACAUGCUGCUUCUCUUUUGUAAAAUACACUUGAUUUAAAAAAUAGACGCGAUAGGUCAACUACAUUAUUGUGAUCAUUAUAUUGGCGUUGACAGAACAGCUCAGCAUUGACCAUCUUGAUCGUUGCAUCAUAAGUAGCGCUCCUUAGCCGAAGCAAGGACCUGUUCUUUUUUUCCCCAUUUUUACGUUCCUACCGUUCACCCAGACAUGGACAACAAUCCACAAGGCUCCGGGGGACUCAAGGCUAGUCUCGGUAGUCUCUUCGGUGGUGGAGCGCCAGAAUAUUCCAACACGGAGCUCGCCGGUGUUCCAUUGACUGGAAUGAGCCCUCUGUCGCCUUACCUUAACGUCGACCCUCGUUACCUGAUUCAAGACACAGACGAGUUCAUUCUGCCUACGGGCGCUAAUAAGACGAGAGGAAGGUUCGAGCUGGCUUUCUUCACAAUUGGGGGGUCCUGCAUCACAGGAGCUUCGUUCGGCGCUUUAAAUGGCUUGAGGAUGGGCCUGAAGGAGACAAGAGACAUGGCUUGGUCCAAACCGCGAAAUGUACAGAUCAUCAACAUGGUGACAAGGCAAGGAGCUUCGUGGGCCAACACUUUGGGUUCAGUAGCCUUGCUGUACAGCGCGUUUGGCGUGGUGAUCGAGAAGGUUCGAGGAGCGGAGGACGACAUCAACACAGUAGCAGCCGGCACGCUAACGGGGAUGCUUUUCAAGGCGGCAGGCGGCCUGAAGGGUGUAGCCCGCGGGGGUCUGGCCGGCCUGGCCUUGUCCAGUGCCUACGCCGUCUACAACAACUGGGACCACCUGACUGGAACAUCAUCACCAUCCUCUAGGCUUUACUGAGUUCCUGCUCCUCGUCUUCUUUUUUUUUUUUUUUCCCCUCUGACAUUAGGGCCAGCCAAACUAUCUCCAGGAGGCAGUGCGCAGACUCUGGGAUGGAAGUGGUUUCUGUGUGUAUGUGCGUGUGUGGCGGUAGGUCCACAAGUGGAUCUUUUAAUGAUGAACUUUGCCUUACAGUCAGUGCUACUCUUGUAUUUAUUUCACGGGGAUCAUCAUUAGAAGCUGUACUGUAAGAAGAAGAGUACAUGUCAACCGUCAUCUAAUGAAAUAAAUCACGGGGAAAUACCAUAAAAAAA